AUGGCGUCGAAGCGGCCGCAGCGUCGGCCGGUCAACAUCGACGACGACGCAGCCAUAGACUUUUCUGCCGUGGCGAAGGCGGCCCCGACGAGGCCGGUGGCCCCUCCCGCGUUGCUGCAGUCCACCGUGGCGGAGGCAGCGCAGAGGCAGCAGGGCGCCCCCGCCCCACUGCAGGCGGUGGACCCAAGACUCAGCUCCCACAUACAUCGAGCCGGUCCACGCCGUCGCGUUGGCUUCGGUGGACCUCCUGCAACCUCGCCGGCGUUUGACUCCACAGUCCCGCCUGGCGCUGCAGGCAAUAGCACUAGCGGCGGAGAUGACGUGAAGGGAAACAAGGAGCUGCUGGAUGCCUUCUGGCGCGAGGAUGCGGUGCGGCAGGAGCAGGAGUCCCACCAGGCACGACGUGAGCGGUACGAAAAGGAGAUACGCGCUCUUUGGUGCGGUGGGUCCGCCGCUGCGGAGGCGGCGCCUGAGGCGGGGCGCACUGGCGCCGCGCCACACCAAACAUAUUCCCUUCUGGACCAGUUUUUUGCGGAUGGGGUUCCGGACGUGGAGCCGUGGGACCUCUGGGCGCUCUCCAUGCCGCGCUACGGUUUGGCAAACGUGGCUGCGGGCCAGCUGGACCGCGUGCACCACCCUCUGCUGCCCGAGACGCACUACUCGCAGCACUACCGCCACCGCGUGGAGGAGCCGCCGGCCGCGGUGACGCUGGCGAAGACCCGAGAGGAACUGCGUGCGGAGCGCCGGGAGCGGCUGCGCAAGGCGAAGGAGGAGCGAGACCGCGCCAGGAAGGCCGCUCUCCAACAGCAGCCACACGAGGCCGACGUCGCCGGCGGUGGGCUCACGGCAGCCUCGCUCGGCUCCACCGCGAGGGAUCGCCUCAGCAACAGCAACCUGCGCUUUAAUCUCUUCGGCGACAGCGUGAUGAAUCCACUGAGCACGGAGAACAAAAUCUUUUCGCAGUACCAGGAACGCUUCCUUGAGCACCAGCGACGCAAUCACGAACGUCACGUGGCUGCCAUCCCGCAGCAGAUUGAAAAACGCAACCGCGACCUCAAACGACACGCUGAGGAGCAGCCCUUUUUUAGGGCCUACCGCAUUUUUCCUAUUUUUACCCCGGCCCAUCUGGGGAAGCUGCGCAACUUCGCAAACGAUGGCCUGCUGCGCGGCUUCGUUCUGUGGGUGUGCCAGUGUGACGCACUUGUUGUGUUGACGGGCGGCGAGGUCGCGAUGCGGCACCUGGAGCGUUGGAUUCUACAGAAGAUGCGCUGGGACUCCCCCGAGACGGCCGCCCUGCGGCUGAUGACGUGCCCGCUGCAGGACGCCGCGACGUUUUCAUUUGUCUCCGCGAAGAGUCGAAAACGCGGGCGCCAGCCGGCACGGGCCACGGAGGAGGCGCGGGCGCAGAGGGAGCCGAAGAAGAACGGGGACGACGCUGAGCAUGUCUACAUGAACUUUGCGGAUAGCGUGCAGGAGGGCGAGUCUUUCAUGCGCUCGCUGCCGACAGCGGGGCCGUGGAGGGACCUCUCACACGUCUGGCGAGCUGCACUCGCAUCGGGAGUUGGAAGUGACGCCAAUUGA
This is a messenger RNA of Trypanosoma conorhini, 1581 nucleotides long. RefSeq names its product U4/U6 small nuclear ribonucleoprotein PRP3. The record is from RefSeq and is a predicted model, not a curated record. Gene Ontology annotation, biological process: mRNA splicing, via spliceosome. Bases 1 to 1581 code for a protein of 526 amino acids. The transcript has a single exon. Gene Ontology annotation, cellular component: U4/U6 x U5 tri-snRNP complex. Lineage: Eukaryota; Euglenozoa; Kinetoplastea; Trypanosomatida; Trypanosomatidae.